Messenger RNA from Phyllostomus discolor (pale spear-nosed bat), 3430 nucleotides. RefSeq names its product MAP7 domain containing 2 (gene MAP7D2). Gene Ontology annotation, biological process: microtubule cytoskeleton organization. The record is from RefSeq and is a predicted model, not a curated record. The transcript has 17 exons. The coding region runs from base 132 to 2372 and encodes 746 amino acids. Gene Ontology annotation, cellular component: microtubule cytoskeleton. NCBI's taxonomy places the organism in Eukaryota, Metazoa, Chordata, Mammalia, Chiroptera, Phyllostomidae.
CACUUCGCACUUGCCCGCCGUGUGCGCGUGCCGUGUGAGGACGCGGGCGAGUGCGGGCGCGGGCGCGUGAGGCUCCGUAACUGUGCGGCGCAGCGGCUCUGUCAGUGGGCCUGUGCUGCCAGCACGUCGGGAUGGAGCGCGGAGGGGGCUGCGGGGCCGGAGCCCGGACGCAGGGGACUGCGCGGGGCUCUCCGCUCCACGGGAAGACGGCUGAACAAAGUGCGGUGCGGACCUCGCCGUCCAACCAUCGGUGUUCAGCCAUGGACGGGAACUUAAAAUCCGAUGAGAGACAAAGGCAGGCCAAAGAACGACGUGAAGAAAAACAAAAAAGUAUGGCUGCCCGGGAGCAGCAGUUCCUGGAGAAGCAGAGGAGAGCAGCACUCCAGUAUGAAAAGCAAGUGAUGGAGCGAUGGCGGAAACUGGAGGAGCGGCGGUGCCGGGAGAACGAGAAGAGGGCUGCUGUGGAAGAGAAGAGGGAGCAGAAGCUCCAGGAGCGGAAGGAGCGGAUGGAGGCAAUUCUGCGCAGGUCCCUGGAGCGCACUCAGCAGCUGGACAUGAGCAAGCGGUACUGGUCUGGAGUUCCAUCACAGGUCUUGGCGCCUGGAGGACGUGAUGGUGAAUCAGAAAAUACUCCAUCCCCUCCUCUAGGUUUAGCAGCCAGCACCCUCCCUCCUGACCCAGGGACCACCGCUGCUGCCGAGUCCACCAAUGCACGUGACAGCUUGUCAGCAUCAGCAACGCAUUUGUCAAAGCAGAUGGAGAGUUCGAUGAGUAAGCGCCCAUCUUCAUCCACCGUGACAAAAUCGUAUUCCCCACAACGAGUGUUACAUACUGGUCCUCGUAUAUGUGCUGCCAAGCCUCUUCAAUAUCUCUACAAGUCUUCCCCCACUUGGAUCAUGGAUAAAGAGACUACGCUGCCAUCUGUUGCAGGAGACUCUGGGAAAGCAGCUCCUGUAAAAGCAGACUCCUCUAAGAUGGAGAAGAUCAAGUGGGAUUCACUAACAUCCAUUUCUUUUUCCAACGGGAGCACUGGGUCCCUUGCAAAAAUAGGCGAUUCUCCCAAGGGCAAUGCUAAGAGGUCAUCUUCUCCUGUGACAACCAGGACCAGUGCUAAAUUACACCCAAAGUCCCUUCUGAAACUGCCAGAGCCAGAGCCUAUUGUGAAGUACCGUUUAUCUGCCUUUUCCGGAGACGAAGUGCCCAAGAUGAAAGAGCAGAGCAACAAGGAUCGGGAAGGGAGCCUGGCUCAGCGAUCAGGCAGCCUACUCAGGGACAAAGCCCCAGAGAAGAACAUAGUAGAUGAGCAUGUCACCGAAAAGCGGGGGUCUGCAGGAGGGAAAGCUGAGGGCAAUACAGGGAAGCCUACUGCAGAUAUCACCAAUGCAGAGGAAACCUCAAAGAUCCUAGCCACAAAGAGACGACGGGCCCGGCUACAGAAAGAGCUAAAAGAGCCGGAGAAGAUGGAAAUGAUCCAGCAAGACAGGCUGGAGAGAGAGGAAUUGGAAAGACAGGCAGAGGAGGAGACACUUCGCCUACAAGAGGAAACCCGUAAGCAGGAAGAGGAAAAGAAGUGGCAGGAGGAGGAAAAGAAAAGACUGGAGGAAGAGGAGGCCAGGAAGAAAGCCAAGGAGGAGUUGCUGUUGAAAGAAAAGCAAGAAAAGGAAAAGCAAGAAAAAGCCAUGAUUGAAAAGCAGAAGGAAGAAGCAGAAGCAAAGGCCCAGGAGGCAGCUAAACAGAUGCGUCUGGACAGAGAACAGAUCAUGCUGCAGAUUGAACAGGAGCGACUGGAGAGGAAGAAGAGAAUAGAUGAAAUCAUGAAGAGGACAAGGAAGAGUGAUGUGUCUCCAGAAGUGAAGAAAGAAGACCUGAAAAUGGAGCUUCAGCCUGCUGUGUGUGUGGAAAAUAAGACAAAAGCAGUUGUCCCAAACAAAAUAGAAAUCAAUGGAUUGAGCACCUGCCAGGAAGUUAAUAGUGUGGAGCCUGCUGUCCCAGAAGCUUUUCCCGGAGACACUUUCUCCAACGUGCUUAAAGCAGUUGGGGGACCUGUUCAUCUGGACACCCUUGAUGGGAAAUCGAACAAUCUGGACCACUCAGCCGAAGAAGUUCAGUCUAUGGAUGUCAGUCCUGUUUCAAAAGAAGAGCUUAUCUCCAUCCCAGAAUUUUCACCAGUGAGUGAAAUGAUUCCUGGGGUGUCUCUGGACCAAAACGGAACUGGUAAUGCCCGAGCUCUUCAAGAUCUCUUAGAUUUCACCGGCCCCCCCAUGUUCCCCAAGAGAUCCAGUGAAAAUCUCAGCCUGGAUGACUGUAACAAAAACCUGAUCGAAGGAUUUAACAGUCCCAGCCAAGAAAAUACUCUGAACACCUUCUGUUGACAAAUACAGCAGCUCUUUAAUGAAAGGUGGUGUUUCGAGAAGCCAUGAAGCUGCUGGUAGUCAAAUUUGAGCUGCUGGCCCUCGGAAGAAACUUCUGUCGUCCUUAAGCACUGGAUUCCAAAUUCCUAGAUGGAAUUGUAACUGUAUUCCUAGUUAAGUCUGUCAAACACUGGCCACUCUUGGUAGAAACCUUGCGAGGUUUUAGCAAUGUUCCAUGUCAUGGUUCUAUGUAGGAGCUUCAGCUGCUGAUGAAGUGCUUCCUAUAAUAUACUACUUAUUCUGUUAUAGCGAUCACCCGCAACCCAGUCAUUGCAGCUGGGAAGUUCACCUUGUAACCAUUCGUAUUCCCAAAGUUGGAGCACAUAAACAUUUAGAUGUUGUUCCCUGUAAAUAUUCUAGACAUUUACCCAGACUCUACUUAAAUGUAUACCGAACUUGGGCUGCAUAUCUCCCUGUCUGUGUUUGGGAGAAGAAAUUCCAGAGGGUUUUCCCCCCUCUGUGGUUUCUUUGUUGGAAGUUACUAUCAAGAAAGUGUUCUUUUAUUAUUAAGCUUAGUCACCUGCAAAAAUGCGCUGUGCCACAUUACUCCUUGGGGAGCUAACUGAAUAAGUCUGGUUGAGUAACGAAGCCAUUAAACAGUGUGGAAUGAUUUCUGUUUUCUUAUGCAUAUCCCUACAGACAUGAACGGCUGAAUCUAGAAAGGAUAUUUGCAUAUCGCACCUUAAACUCUCCGAGCUCUAGGCACUCCAAACCAUCAAGUGGCUUUUGGACUGAAUGAAUCGUAUGUCUCAUGCACUGGUUGUUGAUUUUCAUGUUGUUAAUAUUGAGGCUUUUGUUUGUUUGCUCCUGUGUUUGCGCAACUCUAAUAAAAAUAGGCACAAAUGAAAACGCCAGUGCUCUGAAAUCAGGGGACCCUGAAAGGGACUCACUGUGUCACUGCAAUGAACUUGAACAUAAAACAUCUGAACAGAAAACAGAUGUCGCUAGAAUGUGUACUCCUUGCAUAUUAUGCCGUAUAAUGUGUUUUUUUUUAUUUUGUUUCUUGUGGUGAAAUGUGA